Molecule: messenger RNA, 3777 nt
Organism: Lithohypha guttulata
Lineage: Eukaryota; Fungi; Ascomycota; Eurotiomycetes; Chaetothyriales; Trichomeriaceae
Exons: 2
Coding region: 1-3777 (1258 amino acids)
Biological process (GO): Golgi to endosome transport
Cellular component (GO): trans-Golgi network; endosome
Source: RefSeq, a predicted model, not a curated record
AUGGGCCUCAAUCGACGACUUUGGGCAUGGCUCACGGAUAUUGACAGCAAAACACCCGAGACAUCGACUUCUCCUAUGUCGCCUGUCACGACACAAACAACACUUUCCAACGAUUACUUUCUGUCUUUUGGUCUACCGUCAAUUGUUCGAGCUGUCCAGGCAAUGCUGUCAGAACCUUCAGCUCACCCUGGCCCAAGGACGAUUCCGUUCAGGGUCAUGCUCUCUCUAAUGGACAAGUGGGAAAUAGGAGGCGCCAUAGCCAAAGCUUCUUUCUUGUCCGCAAUGGAAAGUCUGAUGAAGUAUCAGUCUACAGCACCAAGUCAAACUGCAUUCGACGAGGUCUUUCGGAGUGCAAACGCAUUCUUCGAUGCCAUUGAAAGCACAACGAUGUUUUCUUGCCUGUCAGAGCUUUUACAUCUGAAGAGGAUAGAGCUCAUUUCCUUCAUCGUCGCUAAUUUCAGCAUCGAGCAAGCUGAUAGAGUCCACCUGCAUACGGCAGCGCUAGGUAUUGAGCUUGUGCAGACGCUCGAGAGCCAACAGAUUGAUUCGCAAGCCAUCAGUGCUCUGCUGAAUAAUUUGCUAGCUAUCGUACCUCUUGCCUCAUUUGUAGGAUCUGACUCCAAGACAUCUGAAGUGGCAGUAAGGCUCCUGGGAUUGAUAUCGGACGCAAUUUGCAGGUUUCUGGAAUUGCCAUUUGUUGAUAGCACAUUGAGCAAUCUCUGCGUGUCCUUCGAAUACGCAGCAAUGCUCAGUCCGAUUCGAAGCACAAUUGAGGCGUCCAGUUUAUUGCCCAAGCUUUGCAGCAGGGUCAGGCACAUCAACGACAACGACAAAUGCUCGUUCACGAUCGUGGAAACUAUCUCACGUGUUGUAAGCAGUUUACUCCUGCGUGGCAACGACCUCAAUACGUCUAUACAACAGGAAAUUUUGAAUUCGGUCCCGGAUCUGACAUAUCACUUGUGGGACUUUCUCCAGACCCAAACACCUCAACAUCACGUAGCAGCUGCCGAGAAUAUAUGGAGACUUCACGAUCUGACAUUUGAAGAAGAAGUCGUGGACAGUAGCAUCCUGAACAUUUUGAUCAGGGAACUUAGUCAAACAAACAUAGAACGAUUUGGCGUGCUGUAUCACCACUCGAAGACGGUGAAACGUGCAGCUGAAGAGAGCAUCCCAUCAAUGCUUAGAAGACCAGCCCUGCUGAUUUUAGACAACACUUUGGGCGCCGAACGAGGUGAAGACGGUGUACAAUGGUUGCUCAGUCUACCAAGCAGUGCUGCUAUCUUCAAGUCUAUAUUUGAGGACGACCUAACACAGGCACAAAAUUUGUCCUUGGCAUUGCAGAGAGUGCACAAGCUGAUCCGCAUUGUACGCCUAUCCCACGAACAUUGGCGAGCGUUUUCCAGCUCCCCGGAUCUGAUACAGACACAAGACUUCUGUCUCUCUUUAAUUGAUUCGAAGGACCAGAUCAGGACCAAUCUACAAAAUGAGGCUUUCUUGUUAUUGAGAGCAUUGUAUGACAGUGACACCGGCAAUACUCCGCCAGAGAAACUUGUUGUGCUUUUAGCAGACAAGCUCGGUCAAAAAGAUGCAGAUUCGCACAGUCAGGAAGCAGUCUUGAACACGCUACUUGCAAUUCUGACUGACAAAACCACCUUGCCAUCCUCGAUGGUCCACGUUCUUUUGCAAGGACUCUCAUCCGUUCCAGCUGAUGAUCGACUCGACAAAUGGAUCACAUUACUUUGCAACUUCUUACCCAAUCAUCAAUCUCUGCUGCCCAGUUUACUAAAGGCGACUAGCAGUUUCUGCAAGCGUAUUGAGCAGGUCUUCGGUGAACUACAGUCGCUUUUCGAUCACAAGAUUGGCACGAGUUUGGCCAAAAGCCCCGAUCGAUCUAUCGCUAAUUUGCUUUCAGGCCUAGAAUAUGUCCUCGCACGAGCACACCAGCAGGUCUUUUACCUGGAUGCCCCACAAGGUCAACCGACAAAUGGUACGAAUCAAGAAACAGCGCCAAGUAGAGCCCAAUCCAAUAACCGAUUGACGGUAAUACUGUGCAUGCAAGAUGCGGUUCGAGUAUGUGCGAAUCUCUGGGCAUGGAAAUCGAACCCAAGGGUUGACACAGUCAAGACGAUCGCCACGGACGCCAAGUCAUUCCAAUAUACAUCAACCAAGCUAAGGUCACGAAGUCGUAAGAUUUUGGAAAACCUCAUCGUGGCUGAACCUCAGGAGUGUCUGGAAACCCUUGUAGGCAUAUGGGUCGGAGAAGCACAAGGUGCAAUCCUCGAUCUGCUGCAAACGCUCAAUGGUGCUAGGCCUCGAAUCAUGUUACCAGCCGUGUUCAAUGCGAUCUCUACACGUACCAACCCAGCCCCACUGAUGCCGCGACAGAAAUCAACAGCUUCAAUACAGAUUGGAGAGGCAGAAUUGGUAACCUUCCUUAUUGAGUAUACUUCAGCACUGGAGGAUGAUAUGCUGGAGGAGAUAUGGUCGGAUUGUGCAACUUUUCUUCGUGAAGUCCUAGGGAACCCUAUGCCACAUCGUCAGAUCCUUCUCAAGAUGCUACGGUUCUGCGCUGUACUAUCACAGAAGAUGGAGAACACCAGCUUUAGCGAAGGCUCACGUAUGCACAAAGAAUUCGCCGAUAUCUGUGCGAGAUUGUUCACUGCAAUCUUUACAAUCAAACCGUCAGGCUUCGACGGUCAAAAUAAUAAUGAGAAGAAAGUGGCUACAAAUCGGCUAAACACUGUCUAUGGGGCGAUUGCCACUCAUAUCACGACUCCUGCCCUGCAUUCGAGAGUCUUCCCCACAAAUUUAGUGAUCGAGCACCUCGAGGUCAUGCAGAUAAUGUCUACGUCAACAAGUAUAUCGAAAGUGUGGAGAAAAGAUAUUCUCGAUUCUUUUAACAAUCCGAGAUUUUUUCAAAGCUCGAUUGGACUAGUAGGACCAGGCUGGCUACCGAUCCUCAAGCAACUGCAAGUCACGGAGAAAACAUUGCUGUUGGAUAGUCUCAACCACAUAGCACCACCCGCUGCAGCAGGACUUGUGCUAGGUAUUGGUGCCUCAGCCGCACGCGCUGAAGCUGACAAGAAGACUCAACUGGAGUUGAGGCGAGCAUCAACACUGAUGAUGUCAACCGAAGUCGACUCUGCCCUUCCACAGUUGCAACAGAUCUUUCAGAAGAUCGAAGAGUUGCUCAGCGCAACACCAGAGUCCUCACCGUCACUAGCUACUCGGGGUGACCUAUAUCUGCUGAUCCGAGUCCUCUUGCUCAAGACAAAUGCAUCGAACUUGACACUACUUUGGCCUAUCCUCGACGUCGAACUUCGAUCUCUGUGCAAAGAUAUCCUUGCCGGACCUGAGUCGAAGUACACAGCAUAUUCGAGGCUACAUGGUGCGAAACUGCUUGACCUCCUGCUUCUACUGAGACCAGAUGAAUUCCAACUUCACGAAUGGCUGUUCGUUACGGACACGAUCGAUGCGAUCUAUCCAUCCCACGAUACCCAGCAAGUAGCGUAUGCAGACGAGAUUGCAUCUGUGCUUAAUGCAGCAGAUGUGCAUCUCGAGCCAUUGACGCCAGUCCCUUCAGCACGCAAGACUCGAAGGCCGUGGCUCUAUGGCGAUGAGUCGCGGAAUGUGAAAGAUGUUGACGCACUGCUGGCGGGAUUCUUUGGGCAGCUGAGUAUCAGGGCUUUUGAAGACUUGUAUAGUUUACAGGUCGUGGAUGAAGAGGCAGCAAAGGAAGAUGUGCUGAAGGAUAUUUUUAUGGAUGUUGGAGCAUAG